ACAAAAAGAUAACAUCGCGGCGUUUUGGUAAAAUCUUGCCGAAUGCAGAUCAGUGUUGAGAACCGGGGGCUCAAGGCAUGUCUGGGGAGGAGGAGAAGGAGCGAGACGAACUUGCGGAGUCUCUCAAAGGUCUCUUCUCCAAUCUCUCCACCAUUAUCAAAGCCGAGCUUCAGGGGACAAACAAUCAACUAGAACUUUUGGAGAAGAUGAAUCUCAAGGUGGCAGAAGAGUACAAGGGCUUCGGUGAUGUAGCUUCUAGGUUAAGGGUUUUCGUGGAGCAGCUUAAGUCCAAAAGUGGUAAUUUUUAUGAGUAUGUUCAGCAAAUUGAUGCAAUAGAGCAGCAAGUGACAGAAUUUGAAGCCGUAAUUUCAUUGCUCUAUAAGUACGUUUCUUUGUUAGAAUCAAAAGUUCAAUAUGUUUACCAAGUUCCACCUCCGUAAACAUAUUUUCUUGUAGAUGAAAUUGUUUCCAAUAUCUUGAUUAUGUGUCUAAAGUAAAAGUGUUAUGUUUUUCAAAA
Molecule: messenger RNA, 517 nt
Organism: Camellia sinensis
Lineage: Eukaryota; Viridiplantae; Streptophyta; Magnoliopsida; Ericales; Theaceae
Product: biogenesis of lysosome-related organelles complex 1 subunit 2
Source: RefSeq, a predicted model, not a curated record